This is a messenger RNA of Ornithorhynchus anatinus (platypus), 1215 nucleotides long. RefSeq names its product sodium bicarbonate transporter-like protein 11. Gene Ontology annotation, molecular function: solute:inorganic anion antiporter activity. Gene Ontology annotation, biological process: monoatomic ion homeostasis; transmembrane transport; monoatomic anion transport. NCBI's taxonomy places the organism in Eukaryota, Metazoa, Chordata, Mammalia, Monotremata, Ornithorhynchidae. The record is from RefSeq and is a predicted model, not a curated record. Gene Ontology annotation, cellular component: plasma membrane; basolateral plasma membrane.
AUGUAUCUGGAUCAGAAGAACGAGGGUUUGGAGGAAAUAAACUUGGAUGUGUUUGAUGCUGAAGGUGGCCAAGAGAGGUCUAGUGGGAAAUACUACUAUGGCAAGCCCUUGGCAAGCAACCUCCAGCUAACAGCAGCAACCCAUGGCCUUCCCGGCCUCGACCUCAACAAGACCCUCCUGGUGAACUCGUCAGUUGGCGGCUCACUGUGCCCUCAGAACCAGACCGGCGGGCACGAGCUGGGGCACUACAGGCGGGAGACAGCCAUGCUGAGCCUCAUGCUUAUGCUGGGGAUAGGGCUGGGCCCUACCCUCUACCAAUUCAAGAAGAGCCGCUACCUGCACUCCCAAGUUCAGGAGAUCCUGUCCAACUGUGCACUGCCCAUCUCAGUGCUCACCUUGUCCCUCGUGGGCUCCUAUUUUUUCCAGGAGAUAGAGAUGUCCAAGUUCAGCUACAACCCCAGCGAGAGCCUACUGAUUGAGCUGGUACUGAUGCACCUGCUGUCCACCGGUGCGGCCCUGAGUGCUAUGGGCCUGGGCUUCUUGCUGUCCAUGCUCUUCUUCAUUGAGCAGACCAUCGUGGCAUUGCUGGCCAACGCCUCCGAGAACAAGUUGGUGAAGGGCACAGCCUACCACUGGGAGCUGGUGCUGGUGGCUCUGAUCAACACGGGGCUGUCCCUGUAUGGUCUGCCCUGGAUCCACGCCACCUACCCUCACUCCCCCAUGCAUGUCCAAGCCCUGGCCUUCGUGGAGGAACAUGUGGAGAACGGGCACAUCUAUGAGACAAUUGCGAGUGUGAAGGAAACUCGACUGACCACCCUGGUGACCAACGUCUUUGUGGGGUUGUCCCUCCUGCUGCUGCCCUUCCCGCUGCAGUGGAUCCCAAAGUCCGUGCUCUAUGGCCUGUUGCUCUACAUCGCCCUCACCUCCAUCGACAGCAACCAGAGGUUCGAGCGGGUCACCCUCCUGCUCAACGAACAGAGGGCCUACCCCCAGACCCAUUACAUCCGGCGGGUGGCCCAGCGAACCAUCCACUACUUCACCAGGCUGCAGGUGCUCCAGCUGCUGCUCCUCUGUGUGUUCGGCAUGUCUCCGCUGCCCUACAUGAAGAUGAUCUUCCCCCUAAUCAUGAUCGCCACGAUCCCCUUCAGGUACAAUCUGCUGCCCAGAAUCAUCGAAGCCAAGUACCUAGAUGCCAUGGAUGCAGAGCACUAGGCA